Molecule: messenger RNA, 525 nt
Organism: Rhizophagus irregularis DAOM 181602=DAOM 197198
Lineage: Eukaryota; Fungi; Glomeromycota; Glomeromycetes; Glomerales; Glomeraceae
Source: RefSeq, a predicted model, not a curated record
AUGUAUGAUAUGCCACAAAUCCGAUUGCAAGACCUUUUAUCAAACCUAGAUAAUACCGAAAUUCAGGAAAUAUGGGAGGUUAGCUAUAUAACAAUAACAUCAUCUACAGCUAAACCACACUAUGUAGCGAUUCUUGCAGACGCAACAUCAUUUUGUACAUGCAUGAAUAUUAUUAAUCAAGGGAUGCCAUGCCGACAUCAAUAUCGUAUUCUACUUCAAUCUGAUAAAGCCGUAUUCCAUAUGGGCUUCAUUCAUACGCGUUGGUUUGAGUCCAUGCCAUCUGAAACAUCAAGAUACGCCACAAUUGCUCAAGGAAAUAAAACUUACUCAAUCAAACUAUUGCACUACAUUGAUCAAAUUCGAACAGGCAACGUUUAUACAUCAACUAUUAAGAAAACGGCUGAUAAAAGGAUCGAAUUUGGUAGUGCGAUGUCUAUGGCAAAAACUAGUGUCCAAAUUGCUGUGACAGAAGGUGCAACAGGAGAACUGACUGGACUUCUCACACAAUUUAUAAUGAAAUAUUGA